AGCAUAAAAUAUGUCUUAUCGUCCACUUUUUGGUAAAUUAAUGGAGACCACCAAGCUCCGUCAGUUGUUGACAAGCCAGCAUCCGCAGCUUAUGCGCGCACGUCUACAACACAGUAUCAAGCCCCGUACGCCUUUGAACAACCCAUCGCUUUUCAGUCCGACCAUUAUUAAACGCUACUGGGAGCUGACUCCACUGUUUGUUAUUGUUGGUGGCGCAGUUUUGGGCCUAUUCUAUGCUAUCGUUCGAAAUGGUCUUUCACGUGACGAUGUGCGGUUCUAUUCCAGUGGCAAAAUGAAUUGCGAGGACAUUGAAAAAUCUGGGCCUAGAAAAUUCUUAGUUUUCAAUCAAAAGUACAAAGUGCCUGAGGGUUUGAAGGAAGCGCUGGCUGCUAUUGAAGAACCAACAGAAGAGGAAAAAAUUGCAGCCACUAAGAAGUCUAAGUAAAAAAGAAUUAUUUUGAGAACAAAUAAGGCGGUUUGUUAAUGUAUUGUUUUGGAAAAGAGUAGUUAAAGUUAAAAGAAAAGUUAUGGAUGGAUUAGGACUAAAGAACAAAUGCUUAUUUAAGCUGGUUAAGUAUUGCAUAUUUAAAAAAUUAUUGUGUCCAAUAGUUGUUUUAAAAAAGAGUUUAUUGCUUAAAAAUAGCAGCUCUUUGUAAAAAUGCUAUUUAUUUAUUACAUAAUUUAUUAUUAUUAUUUUUUAAAUGUGUUUAAAAAAAUGUAUACUUCUGGGAUGCAGACUUUCCAAAAAUCUACUACAUAUUUACAGAAAAUGUGUGGUAAAUUUUCACUGUGUCAACGCCUUUUAGCUUUAUUUAUUUUUUAAAUAAUUUACAUAAGUUUCUUGUUUUCUGAGAA
Messenger RNA from Rhagoletis zephyria (snowberry fruit fly), 855 nucleotides. RefSeq names its product yellow-emperor (gene ymp). The record is from RefSeq and is a predicted model, not a curated record. NCBI's taxonomy places the organism in Eukaryota, Metazoa, Arthropoda, Insecta, Diptera, Tephritidae.